AUGAAACUCUUCAACGCCUUCGCUACAGCGCUCGGUCUAGCUGGUCUAGCCCAAGCUCACAUGGAGAUGACAUAUCCUCCCCCCUUCAAGAGCAAAUACAACCCUAACGCCGGACAAGACAUCGACUACAGCAUGACUUCACCUCUCAACGGCGACGGAAGCAAUUUUCCUUGCAAGGGAUAUAACUCUCUUUUCGGCACUCCUGCCGGUGCACCUACCGCUACGUGGCAAGCUGGAAAGUCGUACAGUAUCAGCAUCGCUGGCGGUGCAGACCACGGAGGCGGUAGUUGUCAGGCCUCACUAUCUUUUGAUCGCGGCAAGACUUGGGUGGUUAUCCAAUCGUGGAUUGGAAAUUGCCCCAAGGCGCCGACUUCGAACUUUCAGUUUACUCUUCCUGUUGAUACACCAGCUGGAGAAGCUCUUUUUGCUUGGACUUGGUUUAACAAGAUCGGAAAUCGCGAGAUGUAUAUGAACUGCGCGGCUAUUACGGUCAAGGCUGGAAGUGGAACACCAAAGACACCGCUCAAGAAACGACCUGCUAUGUUUGUCGCCAAUGUUGGAAAUGGAUGCGGAACGAAGGAGAUGAUCGAUCUCAUGUUUCCUAACCCUGGACCUGAUGUAUCCCUCACCUCGACAAACACUGGACCGCCGGUCGGUCAGUGCCCUGCUGGUCCAGGAGUACAGUAUCCUACUUCUGCUGCUUCUCCGACAAAGACAACUACUACGAAGAAACCGACUACUACCAAGGCCCCUGUGAAGUCCACAACGCCUGGCGGAGUUUUCAUCACUGUUCCUUCAACUACCAAGAAGACAACCCUCAAGUCGACAACUCGCAAGACAACAAGCACCACGACACCGGUCAAGCCUGCACCGACCAAACCCGCCGCUGGCGUCAUCACUCCUGGUAAAGCUUGUAAGCCCGAGGGUUACUGGAACUGCAUCAAGACAGGAACUGCUUUCCAGCGCUGUGCUUCGGGUACGUGCCUGAAGUGCGUGUUGCGAUGGAUGGCUGACAUGAGUAGAUAUCCGAUUCCCAAUGAUGAUGCAGAGCAGAACCGAGACGAUAUGAAACACGCCAUGAUGCUGGAGCUCACCAAUGGAAAUCUGUUCUUCUCACCCAUCGUCGACAAUCCCCAAAAGAUCAUCGAUCUCGCAACCGGCACUGGUAUCUGGGCCAUCGAUGUCGCCGACAAAUACCCCAGCGCAUCUGUGGUAGGAGUUGAUCUCAGCCCAAUCCAACCAUCAUGGGUCCCUCCAAACCUCAAGUUUCUCGUCGACGACAUCGAAGACGAAUGGAUGCACGGCGGCGACUUUGACUUUGUGCAUAUGCGCUGCAUCAGUCCCUGGUUGAAGGACCAAGUCAAGGUCCUGCGUCAAGCUCACGAUCACAUGAAGCCUGGAGCUUGGAUCGAAAUCCAAGAACUCGAUGCCCGCGCCAACUGCGACGAUGGCUCCCUAGCCCCAGACGCCCCUCUGGCUAAAUUCUUCGACACCGCCGAGGAAGCCGUAGCCAGCUUCGGCAUGAAGUUUCGCGCGGGCGAGAACUUGCGUGAACCUCUUGAGAAAGCUGGCUUCACCAACGUAUCCCGUAAAGUCCUCAAAGUCCCCAUCGGAACAUGGGCAAAGGACAAGAAACUUCGGCUCAUCGGAUUGUACCUCAAGACUGCUGUCAACGACAUGUUCGGAGCCAUGGCUGCUAAGCCACUGCGCAAGAUUCUGGAGCCCGAAGAGAUCGAGGUCUUCUUGGCUGAUGCGAGGAAGGAUCUGAAUAAUGUGAAUAUUCAUUCUUAUGAGAAGUAUUACUUCUGGAUGGGACAGAAGGCUCAAGAGUAG
Molecule: messenger RNA, 1833 nt
Organism: Fusarium redolens
Lineage: Eukaryota; Fungi; Ascomycota; Sordariomycetes; Hypocreales; Nectriaceae
Product: S-adenosyl-L-methionine-dependent methyltransferase
Exons: 7
Coding region: 1-1833 (610 amino acids)
Source: RefSeq, a predicted model, not a curated record